Molecule: messenger RNA, 2172 nt
Organism: Cryptomeria japonica (Japanese cedar)
Lineage: Eukaryota; Viridiplantae; Streptophyta; Pinopsida; Cupressales; Cupressaceae
Product: pre-mRNA splicing factor SR-like 1
Exons: 7
Coding region: 428-1912 (494 amino acids)
Cellular component (GO): precatalytic spliceosome
Source: RefSeq, a predicted model, not a curated record
CAAACAAUAUUAAAACGUAUAUGAUUGGAGCGCAGCACAUGAAAGCAACUGCUUUUGAAUUUGGGUAUGAUAUGCUAAGCCUUUUCAAACCCUCGUUGCAAGGGUUUCGCUCUCAGUUGCGCUCAAUAAAUUCGCCAACUCUCCCGAGUUUUUCUUUCGACCAGACAGCGUUUCUUCGAAUCAGCAGAGCGCAGUUAAAUCCUCUUCAGGCUUAAUAGUUGAAAGCAAAGGCACACUGGCUAUUGUAGCAUCACUUUUAUGCAGAGCGAUGUCCUAAGCUGGAUCUGAUAAAAGUAUGCAAAUAUUCUUAGAUAUUAGUGAAAUUGUAGGGCAUCGUGGACACCAGGCUUCAUUGAACCAGUUAAGAUCACGGUAAAUGUUGACUUGUAGUGAUAAAAGAGAGAGGGAAGAUUGGUAGAAGAGAAAAAUGGAAGUUCAAACAUGUGGAAAAUCUAUUGAUUCUUUGCUUGAAAAAGUUCUUUGCAUGAACAUCCUGUCUUCGGAUUACUUCAAGGAGCUAUAUAGGUUGAAGACCUAUCAUGAAGUUAUUGAUGAGAUCUAUAAUCAGGUUGAUCAUGUAGAACCAUGGAUGACAGGGAAUUGUAGGGGUCCUUCAACAGCCUUUUGCCUUCUUUACAAAUUUUUUACUAUGAAGCUGACAGUGAAGCAAAUGCAUGGGCUACUCAAACAUGAAGAUUCUCCAUAUAUCAGAGCUGUUGGCUUUCUCUACCUGCGUUAUGUUGCAGAUCCAAAGACAUUGUGGACUUGGUUUGAGCCAUAUGUUAAAGAUGAGGAGGAUUUUUCACCAGGAUCAAAUGGACGAAUGACCACAAUGGGUGUUUAUACCCGUGAUCUACUUCUAGGCCAGUACUAUUUUGAUACACUCUUCCCCCGUAUACCAGUACCUAUCAUGCGACAAAUUACUGCUAAUUUGGAAAGAAUGAACCUUCCUACUCGGCUUUCAGGAGUGACUGGUGAUGCAACUCGCCAUGGUUCAGAUGAUACUGCUCGGAGGCCACCUUCAGUGAAAGCAGCUUUAUCUGUAUCCUUUGGCCAGCGUGCACCGCAUCGGGCUUCUACUCGAGAUUCCUCACCUGUCCGCCGAACAUUGCCUCGUGAAAGGAAUGAAAGUGAUGAUAUUCCAAAAUCUUCAAAUGGUGAUCGAUAUCGGGAUGCAGAUAGGGAGAGAGACAGAGAUAGAGAAAGAGAAAGAAAAAGAGAAAGGGACAGGGAUGAACAAAUAAGAAACAGAGAUAGGGAACGUGACAGGGAAAGGAGCAGGGAUUAUGAUAGGGAUAGGGAUAGGAAUAGGGAUCAUGAUGCAGAAAAGAGCAGGGAUAAGGAACAUGACAGGGAGAGAAGAAGAGACCAUGAUAGGGAAAGGAGCAGGGAUAGGGAACGCGAUAGGGAAAGGAACAGAGAUCAUGAUAGGGAUGAAAGAAGCAGAAGAAGCAGGGAUACGGAGCACGUUAGGGAUAAGAGCAGAGAUUAUGACAGAGAGCGUGAUAUGGAAAGGAGCAGGGAGCAUGAGCGGCAUAGCAGGGAGAGAAGUAGGGAUUAUGAUAGAAAUGGUAGAGACAGAGGCAGAGACAGGAUCAACUCUAGAGACAGGGACCAUGAUGCUAGGGAUAAUGAUAGGCCAAGGAUUGAGAGGUCACCUCGUGAGAGGGAUUCUCACAGGAGCCGAAGUCGAAGUCCACAGAGAGGACAGAGAAGUAUCAGUGCUGAUCAGCAGCUAAGUCCUCUGAAGGAAACAACCAAAGAGAAGACUGCUUUACCCAGUAAUCUCACCAAGCUCCGUGAUUUAUAUGGUGAUUCAAGUGCUAAAAAAGGUGACAAUGACAAUAUUUACCCUCCAAAGGAUUCCAGCAGUGAAGAUGUGAUCCGCCUUGGUGGUACCACAUGGAGGUAGCUACAAGUGAUUGGAUGAAGUUUCCACAGAGACCUAUUUAUGAAGAAAAUUUAAGGAGUUUCUGUGGUAGCUGUAUUUUGAUUUGUAAAAUUGAAAGGUCCAAAUGCCUGCAAAUUUGUUUUGAUUGCUUGAUGAACCUGGGUAAUGCACGUGGAGAUUACUGUUUGAUAAUAUAUUUGAUCUAAAUCGUUAGGUACAAUUGCCUUCUUUGAUUCAAUUUAAUUUUCGGUCAACUUGAAUAAAUGGCUCAAAUUUUUCAA